AUGGAAAAGCACUUGGGUUUGCCUUCAGUAAUUGGAAGAUCAAAAGUCACAGCUUUUCAACAUAUAGUUGAAAAAGUGUGUAGAAAACUUGAGAAUUGGAAGGUUAAGUUCCUCUCACAAGCUGGUAAAGAAAUCCUCAUCAAGGUUGUUGUUCAAGCUAUUCCUACCUAUAGUAUGAAUGUGUUUUUACUUCCAAGAACUUUAUGCAAUAAGUUGAAUUCUCUGAUUUCAAAUUUCUGGUGGGGUACUAAUGACAAAACUGCCAAGAUUCACUGGAAAGGGUGGGAUAGUUUGAGUAAAAACAAAGUAGCUGGGGGACUUGGUUUCAGAGAUUUGCUAGCUUUCAAUUCUGCUUUAUUGGCCAAACAGGUGUGGAGGAUUCUGAAAAAUCCCACAGCCUUAGCAGCAAAAGUUCUCAAGGCUGCUUACUUCCCAAAUAGCUCUAUUUUGCAGGCUAAAGUUGGAUCCAAACCUUCUUAUACAAGGAAAAGUAUCAGCUUAGCAAUCAACACUGUUAAAGAGGGUAUGAUUUGGAGAAUUGCCAAUGGAGAAGAUGUUAAAAUAUGGCAAGAUAAGUGGAUUCCAACUAAUAAUUCUAGAAAAGUAAUGUCCCCUAUAAAAAUAUUGUCCUCGAAUGCCAAGGUAACAGAGCUCAUUGAUCCUAAUACUAGAUGGUGGAACAUGCAGUUGCUUCAUGACAUUUUCUGGAUAGAAGAUAAACAACAAAUCAUAAGAAUACCUAUUGCACAGACCACUCAUUUAAGGGACAAUAUAGCAUGGAAGUAUACAAGCAAUGGCUGUUUUACUGUCAAGAGUGCCUAUCAAUUGUGCAAGCAAAGGCAAGAUUAA
Molecule: messenger RNA, 849 nt
Organism: Juglans microcarpa x Juglans regia
Lineage: Eukaryota; Viridiplantae; Streptophyta; Magnoliopsida; Fagales; Juglandaceae
Exons: 1
Coding region: 1-849 (282 amino acids)
Source: RefSeq, a predicted model, not a curated record